Molecule: messenger RNA, 2490 nt
Organism: Zasmidium cellare ATCC 36951
Lineage: Eukaryota; Fungi; Ascomycota; Dothideomycetes; Mycosphaerellales; Mycosphaerellaceae
Exons: 1
Coding region: 1-2490 (829 amino acids)
Biological process (GO): mRNA splicing, via spliceosome
Cellular component (GO): cytoplasmic stress granule
Molecular function (GO): mRNA binding
Source: RefSeq, a predicted model, not a curated record
AUGUCCAGCGCACCGGCCUUUGGCCAUCGCCAGACGCAGUCCUUCGCCGUCAAGCCAUCGAUGGGCUCCAACAACGGCUUUUCCCAUGGAUCAUUCCACUCGACGCAGCCUUCCAUGGGCGGCUACGGCGACAGGCAUCCACAGAGGAACAACGUCCCAAGCAUCAACACGAACCGCAUGAGCAUGCAAAUCAACGGGAGCGAUAUGCAGACUCCUCAGACUGGCUACGACAUGAACUUCACACCCCUGCUCCCAUCGCAGUUGUUGAUGGGGAGCCCCUUUCAGCCGGGUUCGCCGUCGACCUUCCAGUCCCCGCAAUUCCAGAACUUCUCCAACUUCCCUCAGCAACAGCAUGGUGCUUCGCGCGGUCACCAGAGCCAAAUGAGUCAAGCCUUUCAACACCAACAGGCCGCCAUCUCCCCAGGUGGCUACCAGACUCUCGCCUCGCCCAAUGCCAUGGGUGCCCCCUCGUACUUUGGUGGCAUGCAGUCCCCCACGACCGGUUUCAACGCUCUUGGAGCCGCGCCGAUGGGUGCAUAUGGACCUCAGAUGCAGAUGCAGCAGAUGGGACAGGGCAUGAUGUCUGGGACGAGCCGUACAGUCUACCUGGGCAACAUCCCACCGGACACUUCGGCUGAGGAGAUCCUCUCCCACGUUCGCAGUGGCCAGAUCGAGUCUGUCCGUCUUCUGCCUGACAAGAACUGCGCCUUCAUCUCGUUCCUCGACGGAAGCUCUGCCACUCAUUUCCACUCGGAUGCGAUUUUGAAGAAGCUGUCCAUCAAGGGACAGGAUAUCAAGAUCGGCUGGGGCAAGCCUUCGUCGGUCCCUACAUCUGUGGCUUUGGCUGUUCAGCAAUCGGGUGCUUCUCGUAAUGUGUAUCUGGGAAACCUGGCGGAUGAGACGACUGAGGAUGAGCUGCGCGAUGACUUGAGCAAGUUUGGCCCCAUCGAUACUGUGAAGAUCGUUCGGGAGAAGGCGAUUGGUUUCGUCCAUUUCCUGUCGAUUGGCAACGCUAUCAAGGCAGUUACACAGCUCCCACAAGAGCCAAAGUGGCAGGCACCACGCAGAGUAUACUACGGCAAGGACCGAUGUGCCUACGUUUCGAAGACGCAACAGCAAAACGCCGCCCAGUACCUUGGAAUCGCCCCUGGGUACGCACACGUCCUGAACGGCGCCGAUCGGGACUUGAUCACAAAUGCCCUUGCACAGCAGUCUGUUGCGGCCGCAGCUGUUGCGACCACUGCAGGUGGAGUGAACAACCUGGGCAACCGGACGGUCUAUCUGGGCAACAUCCACCCCGAGACUACCAUCGAGGAGAUCUGCAACGUCGUUCGAGGUGGUCUCUUGCACCACAUCCGUUACAUCCCAGACAAGCACAUUUGCUUCGUCACGUUCAUCGACCCGACGUCUGCGGCGUCAUUCUACGCCCUCAGCAACUUGCAAGGUCUCAUGAUCCACAACAGGCGUCUGAAGAUUGGCUGGGGCAAGCACUCUGGAGCGCUUCCACCGGCCAUUGCUCUGGCUGUGUCGGGAGGGGCUUCGCGAAAUGUGUAUAUUGGCAACCUGGACGAGACUUGGACUGAGGACCGCUUGAGGCAGGACUUCCAGGAGUACGGUGAGAUCGAGCUGGUCAACACUCUCCGCGAGAAGAGCUGCGCUUUCGUCAAUUUCACGAACAUCGCCAAUGCGAUCAAGGCCAUCGAGGCUGUUCGAGGCAAGGAGGAAUACAAGCGAUUCAAGGUCAACUUCGGCAAGGAUCGUUGCGGCAACCCACCGAGGCAGGUCAUUAACAAUCAGCAGUUGCAGCAACAGCAGCAGCAGCAGCAGCAACAGCACGAGAAUGGCAUGAGCUCUCCCUCCCCCGUCAACGGCCUCGCACCAAGCAGGACCCAAAACUCGAUCUCCCCAGCCAGCUCCGGCCCAUCGAACACGUCCUACAACCCCUUGCACGGCCCGACCGCCUCGACCAUCUUCAACAGCGGCAACAACAACCCUUUGACCCUCUACCUCGCCGCGAGCCAACAAAACGCCCAAGCAACCGCCGAGCAACAAGCGCAACGACUCUCGCGCGGCGACCUCAGCCCCGACCCUUACGGCGCCCAAUACCAGCCCUCCCAACCCCCCUCCGCCUCGCACCUCUCCAGCCAACAAGCCUUCUACAGCUCCCCCAACGAAGUCACCGCAACCCGCUCCGCCGGCCUCGAGCCCCCCUCCUCCCACGCCUUCGGCCACGGCAGCCAUCAAAGCGUCAACAUCACGACCAACGGCAUGCCGAUGAACUCGUACUCGAACCAGGCGACCCAGAACGCCCGGGGUGGCGCUUCGCAUAGCCGAACCGUGAGCUUGCCAGCGUUCAACCUACAUCAGGCACAGCAAGCCCAGGGCCAGCAGAACGGGCUCGCUGGGCUGGGCGGUUUCAGCGCUGGUGGGUAUGGACUGGGGGUUUCGGAGGGAGCUCUGCCCGGUUGGGCGGAGGAGGAGGUCGCGUAG